Messenger RNA from Colletotrichum costaricense, 2001 nucleotides. Its product is annotated as chromatin assembly factor 1 subunit A. Gene Ontology annotation, biological process: nucleosome assembly. The transcript has 2 exons. Gene Ontology annotation, cellular component: CAF-1 complex; nucleus. Bases 1 to 2001 code for a protein of 666 amino acids. NCBI's taxonomy places the organism in Eukaryota, Fungi, Ascomycota, Sordariomycetes, Glomerellales, Glomerellaceae. The record is from RefSeq and is a predicted model, not a curated record.
AUGUCAUCCAACAUCAAACGAGAAUCAGACAUGGAGGCUAGCGGCCUGAAGAGAAGUCACGAUGAUUUCUCCGGUGACGAGGUCACCAUUGAGGAUCGUGGCUUGCAGAACGGCGUCAAACAUCAGGCCACCGAGGCCGUUGUCCAACCCAGCAAAGCUGGGUCUCCCGCCCGCCAGAUGCCUACCCGCGAUAUAUCGCCAGCCCCCAGUAGCCCGAGCUCACUGACCGAUGCCGGCACCCUCACACCAGAGCGCGGCUCGCCCUCACCCGACCUCACACCUAGCAAGAGCACGACUCCCCUCAAGCAGACCACAACAAGUGCCAAUCCCGCUUCAUCAUCAAAGACACCUGCCUCAACAACCCAACCCACCAAACGGAAGCGCCGGACCGCAGCCGAAAAGGAGGCCGAAGAGAAGGAAAAGGCACAGAAGAAGAAGGAGCGUGAAGAAAAGAAAGAAGCCAAACAGGCCGAAAAGGCAAAAGCCGACGCUGAAAGACAAGUCAAACAGGCCGAAAAGGCAAAAGCCGACGCCGAAAAACAAGCCAAACAAGAUGAGAAGCGCCGUAAGAAGGAGGAGGAAGAACGCAAAGCCCAACAGGAAAAGGAGAAGAAGGAGCGUGCCCAGCCGAAGCUCAUGUCCUUUUUUAAGGCACCCGCCACGCCCAAGAAGGAUACAUUGGUGCCUAUCAUCAAGUCAGGGAGCCCUUCCAAAUCCGCACUUACGCCAGACGCCAAAUCUCCCGCAGCCAAGAAGGAGGAGCUAUCAGAAUAUGAGAAGCGGUUCAAGCCGUUCUUUGUGCAAAGCAGUGUUCGCCUGGCCAAGAGCCCCUUCGAGAUGGACGACGAGGCGCACGAGGCCAAGACGAGGAUAUUGGGAGAGUACUUUGAUGGAAAGAGAAAGUCAACCCAAGCGGGCGGCUUUGAUGCUAUCGAGGUUUUCCAGCUUCCUGGUCGUCCUGCUCCGCGAGGCAGAAUCUACCCGCCAGUGCGGUUCAGCGUUGAAAAGAUGCGAAAGCUCACACAAGAAGCAAACAGCGAAGACGACAAGAAGGCGAUUGUAAAGGAUAUUGCAGAUGCGCUGAGGAAGGUCCCUACAAAGUCGCUCAAGUUCUAUCAGGAUGUGCGGCCUCCUUACAGGGGUACCGUCACCCUCAGACCCUAUCAAGCAGGCAAAUCUGGCAUGCGACGCCUCGCCCGAAACCCCAUCCGCCGCGACCAACUCCCCGUAAACUAUGACCACGACUCGGAAGCCGAAUGGGAAAGUGAAGGCGAGGACGUCGAUAUCGACGAUGAUGACGAUGAGGAUCUCGAUGCCGACGGCGAAGACAUGGACGAGUUCCUCGACGACUCGGAGGACAACGGCCCUGCUCGGUUCGUGAGUGCCAACGGCCUCGAACCGGAGAGCACCGGCCUCUGCUGGGAGGAUCGCACACGCAAAGGUCCUAACCGCACCGUGUACGAGCACAGGAUGGAAUUCAUUCUGGGUAAGCUAUAUCCCGUCUCCCGCUCAUAUAGCAGCGUUAACACAUGUUUUGAAGAGAGCCUCGAACACCACCACAGUAUCGAUCCCUUCUCGACGGAAUACUGGGAACCCGAACCGAAGCCCAAGCCUGUCGGUCGUCCACCUAAAGACAAGACUGCCAAGGCUCAAGCGAUUAAGGACAAGACGGUUAAGACCCAAGCGGCAAAGGAUAAGCCUGCUACAGACUCGAAGCCGGCCGAUGCCUUCAAAGCAAUCACCUGCGGCAGUACAAAGAACAGCGUGCAGUCGCUGCCGAAGAAAAUCUUGGAGAACAACAAUCUCCAGGAGCUCAAGAAGGUUAUCGAGGCGAAUCCCAAGAUCGCCAAGGGUGGCCUGGUCGAUCUCUCGUACGUUGCACUUGCUCACGCCAAGAUUUCCCGCAACGACCUGAAGGAGGCCAUCGCCAUGAUUGCCGAAAAGGUCGGCGGUAAAGGGCUUGCCGGCUCCUGGGCUAUCAAGUCAGGUUUCGACGUUUGA